Molecule: messenger RNA, 3214 nt
Organism: Strongylocentrotus purpuratus (purple sea urchin)
Lineage: Eukaryota; Metazoa; Echinodermata; Echinoidea; Camarodonta; Strongylocentrotidae
Product: ankyrin and armadillo repeat-containing protein
Exons: 8
Coding region: 309-3035 (908 amino acids)
Molecular function (GO): protein binding
Source: RefSeq, a predicted model, not a curated record
AUACAUCUUGGUUACGAUACCUUUGUCUGUCUCAGAUCAAUUGAUUUUGUUUGUUGAAUUUAGUUUAAUAUCGAAUGAAAUACAAAGGAGUGUAACGAGUUACGGUACCGGGGGAGUUAUUCCAUUCAAACGUGUAUUGAAAUUUGAAUGCAUGACUGUGUAGUGUAGUGCCAGUGCUGUCACAUAACUUGGUCAUAGACCUGGCCUGGCCUUAUAGCUUAGGAUAUGUGGAUAAGAACCUAGAUCCGAUUAUUGGAGUUGGAUUUUGAUACUUUGCAUAAAUUGCUGAAGUUGAAUUAACUUGAAAGAUGAUGAACCAUGGUCCUGGAUCAAAUUACCGAUCCACAAGGCAAGAGACCGAGAAGGACGAGUUUGCCAAAGAGCGGGCCAUCAUGAAUGACCUCGACGACAACGGAUGGAGUCACAUCCAUCAUGCUGCUUACCAUGGCUACAUCAAGUCCAUCGAGAAGUUUGUGGGAGCCAGCGAAGACCAGCUGGAGUUCCCUACCAACGAUGAUAAGCUGAUGACCCCGAUCCUCCUGGCUGUUGAUAGCGGCAAGCUGGACACUGUGGAGUGUCUUGUGAAGCUCGGUUCUGAUCUGCGUUAUCAAAACACCCAAAACCAGGGUCCUGUCGAGAUCGCCGCUUUGAAGCAGUACAUCGAUAUCCUGGAGUUCUUCAUCAAGCAUGACCACAAGGAGCUGCCGGUAUGGCCGAAGCUGAUGAAGUUCAUGGGUUCAGAUAUGGAUGAGGAGGCAGAAGCAGCUGGGAAGAUGCUCGUCUUGUUGACAAAGCCUUUAGAAGAUGUAUUGAAUCCAUACUGGGAACCUAUCGUGCAGAAUGGUGGGGUUCCGGUCAUGAUGAAGGUGAUCAAGUCCAUGGUUUGUGACAAAGCAAAGCUGUAUGCCUUCACCAUCCUCUUGAACAUCAUCGAAGCAAAGGUUGUGAAGGAACAGAUAGUGAAAGCAGCAGGCAUCCCGACAGCAUUGAAGAUGAUAACUAAUCCUGACAGAGAGAUUGUCUAUGCCUCUUCAUGCAUCUUGUGUCAUUUAUCCAUGGUUAAAGAGUACAUUGACAGUAUGGUGCAGAAUGGUGCAAUUCCAAUCUUGGUCAAACUGUGGCAAUCCAGCAAUGAUACAGACAUCCUUGUGCAAGUAACAGAGACUAUCUCCCAGAUUGCAAGCGCUAAUGCCGAGUAUCAAAAAACAAUAGGGAACUCAUCGGGUGCACUGACAGCUGUUGUUGGACUGUUUGAAAACCGCUCACCAAAUUCAAAGUCACUCUUGCUGGCACUCACGAGGGCUGUAAGCAAUAUUGUACAGAAGGAUGAGGAAAAUCAGAACAUGUUUGUUGACGAGGGGGGAUCAUCUGCUCUGAUAUCCCUGGCUAAUGUGAAGUACCAUGAACUCCAGCUGAGUGCUAUCAGUGCCAUACACAUGUUAGCGCAGGACAAUCCCCACACUCAGAAGGUCAUCUUAGAAGAAGGUGGUGUCAUCCCUCUCAUGCAGCUCCUCAAGAGAAGCGGUUCACCCAACGUCCAUGUCUGCACAGCCAGUGCUCUCUGGGCACUUGCGGGAGAAGACAUCGACGAGAGGCGCUCCAUGGCCAGCAUGAUAGGUGUCAAUCUUCUCAUAGACUUCUUAAAUGCUCAAGCUGAAAAUGAUAUUCUGCAUUACAUUGGAGCUGAAGGAUUAGCUGUCCUUGCCCAAGGAGCUCUCAACAAACAGGACACUAUCGCUAAUGCUAAUGGAGUUCAACCAUUGGUCAGGCUGUUGCGUUCACCAAAGGAGCACAUUGUCCUCAGCACGAUAAGGGCCUUGAGACAUCUUUGCAUAGGAAUUGGUUUCAUACCACAUGUGAAGAACCAGGCAACCAUUCUUGGGGCUAGAGGGAUACGGUAUCUGGUUGCCCUCAUGGUACAUUCUAGGAAUGAGUUGGUCAGAGUGGAGUCUGCAUUGAGUCUUGGUUACUGCAGCAUCGGCAAUGCUGAGGUGAUGACUGAUAUCAGUGAGAAUGUAGACUUUGAUUACAUUCAUAUCCUACGUAGACUUCACUCCAGUGAUAACCUUGUUCGAUUGCUUGCUGGGGGAGCACUGGCUGCCUUCGCAUAUAACAAUGUCACACAACAGAAAGAGAUUGCUGAGUCAGGAGGCAUCCGUUAUCAUUCCUUCGUCCCGUUCCUGGAGUCCAAUGACGAGUUCUUCCGCUGUAACGCCGCCUUUCAGGUUGUGGUCUUGGCACGCAUCAUCCCUGAUGAGGACCAGGCUACAACGUCAGCUAUCGGUAUCAAGCUACUGGUAGACCUCAUUCAACAGUCCAAGAAUCCUCUCAUCCUAGCUCUCACAGCAGAAUGCAUAGCAAGGCUUGCUCACACUAGAGCUGGUGUUCCUGCUGCGGUUGUAUCAAUCCAGUCUGUAGACGUCUUGUGUCAGUUGAUGCUGGCUGAGAAUGAGCAGGUUCGAGGGUCUGCUGCCAUAGCGCUGGGGUAUCUCAGCUUUAAUCACAAAGCAGAAAGAGAGAUGCUCAACAGGUGUAGACAAGAUCCCUACCUCUUCAAGGUGUUGAAGUACUACACUCAGAACUACAGACUCUCUCAAGCAUUCCUGGAGGCUUGGAAGCAUUAUCAACACAUCGGCCUUCCUCCAAUAGACACUGCACAGAAGCCAUGUCUGGUCGGUAAGAAGAAUAUGCCAUUCCUGAGCAAUAUCAAGAAUCCAAAUGGACGUCGGUUCACGAUACUGAGCUCUGGGGAGCUGAGUGGGCUGAGUCACCAUCCAAGUUCGCCCAUGAACCCGUCGAAUAUCAACUAUCCUGAUGAUCAUGCUACCGUCUCGACUGACAAUCCAACCCCAACCAACAGAGGGGGCAGUGUCACGUUCGCCAGUGGGAUGGAGUCCCGUAACCAAGGUAGCAGCGUAAGUAAUUACUCUCAUAGAGUGCCCUCUACUGGUAGCUCGCAUCACAAGCAGUGGAGUCACCCGUCAACGGCAAAGAGUCUUAUCUCUGAGAUCUCUGCAGGUGGAGUAGAUUUAUGACGUGACACAUGAUGAUAGCCAACUCUUUGAUGGGAAUUCGAUCACUCACUUGUACCAGAUUAUCUCAUGUAAUGUUUGUCGAUAAUAUCAAUCAUGAUCUUGUUUUUAAAGUUUAGUUGGAGGGGCUAGCUGUCAUAAAAUGAAGAUUAAGAUCUCUUUUUUAAAUCACCUUACAUUAU